This is a messenger RNA of Exophiala bonariae, 1422 nucleotides long. RefSeq lists its product as uncharacterized. Gene Ontology annotation, biological process: positive regulation of cytoplasmic translation. The coding region runs from base 1 to 1422 and encodes 473 amino acids. The transcript is spliced from 11 exons. The record is from RefSeq and is a predicted model, not a curated record. Lineage: Eukaryota; Fungi; Ascomycota; Eurotiomycetes; Chaetothyriales; Herpotrichiellaceae. Gene Ontology annotation, molecular function: translation regulator activity; zinc ion binding; single-stranded RNA binding. Gene Ontology annotation, cellular component: cytoplasm.
AUGUCGGGUUGGGACACUAGUGGUGCAAAGACCGAUCAUUGGAACGAAGGUGGCGCAGCCACUGACGGUUGGAAUGCUGGAGGUGUCGCCGGCUCAGCUGCUUUCAACGAUGGUUUCGGAGGUACUGCCGACAACGGUUUCGGCGAGGCCACCCAAGCUUUCGAUACUGAAAAUGGCGGCACUGAGAAUCUAGGCGGUGGUGAUGGAGCUUGCCGCAACUGCGGUGAAGAGGGCCACUUUGCUCGUGAAUGUCCCCAGCCACGCAAGGGCGGUGGAGCCUGUUUCAACUGUGGUGAAGAAGGCCACAACAAAUCCAACUGCACUGCUCCCCGCAAGCCUAAUGGCCCAUGCCGUACCCGCGAGCAGGAAGGACAUUUCUCUGCUGCCUGCCCCAACCGCAAGUGCAAGAACUGUCUCCAGGAAGGACAUGAUGCUCAUGAGUGCAAGAAUGCGAAGAAGAUCAACGAUGACCAUGUUGCGAGCAAGUCUGAGGAUGAAGCUUGGGCCAUGCUUGAGCAAGCCAGUGAGGAACGAGAUAUUGGCGAUUUCAAGGAAGCGGUUCAAAUUCUGACCAAGGCUUCUCCGCGUUACACCUACUCUGGCCUUGAGAAAGAGUUUCGCAAGCGAGGUUUCAAGAUCUUCCUCAUUGCUAUGGAGAAAGACCAUGGUGAUACCUGGACCAACGUCAAUCUGCAAGGUGAAAUCGGCAUGAAGUUUGCAGUUAGCUACUUCACUUCCGAAAAACCUCAACGCCCAACCUUUCUCGCCAAAUGGCCCAAGGAUGCCGAUGACAACCUCUCUCGUCUUGAAGAUGCUGGUAUUCCUCUCGAUCGUGGUGUUGACAAGUGCAACAAUUGCGGUCAGAUUGGUCACAAGUCCCGUGCGUGUACCGAAGAACGUAUUGUCGCGGAGCAACCCAAGAUCUUCUGUCAUUUGUGCAACGAGGAAGGUCACCGUGUUCGCGACUGUACUCAGGAGCGUAAAUCAGGACGUGCGUGCAAGAUCUGUGAAUCAGAAGAGCAUCUCGCCAAGGAUUGCCCCAACCGUGAGAAGCAGGCUUGUCGACGAUGUGGCGAAGAAGGACACAUAAGCAAGGAUUGUACUCAAGAGCGAAAGAUUGAGUGUCACAACUGUGGUGGACAAGGUCACAUGUCAAAGGAUUGCAAUGAGCCCAGAAAGCCUGUUGAUUGGGCCAAAGUCGUUUGCUCCAACUGCAAGAAGACUGGCCACGGUCGCAAGCGCUGCCCUGAGUCUGAUGCCCAGGAAGCAAAUGGUGAUUUCGGCAAUUCCAACGGCGAGGUGAAUGGCGGUGGUGGCUGGGAGACUGGCAACCAGGCUGAAUCUUCUGGACCACCCGGUUGGGAACAGGACGCAACUCAUGCUCCAUCUGCUCCCCCAGUCGCUGCCGGUGCCGGUUGGUAG